AUGGACGAGACCACGUUCAGUGAACCACCCCGGAAACGUGCGCGAAUCAGUUCUCUACAAGACCAACCUGAUCCAGUAACUGCAGACAACGAUUCAGAAUCGCCAGCAUGGGAUCAACUGCAGAGUCCUUAUCAUCUGACAGACUACUACACGGAUCAGCACAACUCACCGGCUUUAGCUAUUAACAGUGACCCUUUCCAGUCGCCAGCAGCUAGCUGGACCCAGGAUGGCUUCUCACAGGACCCAGGUUACCUAGCAUCUCAGGAAGAGCUGCGAUGCAUACUCUUCUCCCUCGCCAAUUCGACUGCUCCAACACGGGUGUCCAGUCCAGACACUGUGGGAAGGUUCGAAAUAGCCGAACAUUUACCACGCUCAAAAACACACCAGCCAGAACGAAGAGGAGAGCUCUUGCAAUCUUCUCUGUCGAGCCGGAGGCGAAUUGAAUAUCUGAAAAAUUAUGUGGCUGAGGUAGCACCUUGGGUAUGUAUUGGCGUCGCCAUCUUGAAGGCUGCGCGGCCUUGUUUGAUGCGUUUGGUAUUCAUGGCUUCAGCCAGGGCAUUCUGCAGGCAGUGUUCUGGUGCUACGCUAGAAUGGGUGAGUCUAGAGCUGCAUUAUAUCCCUUUCUUUUAUACAUUGUGCCUUGUUACUGCAUUAUUUCAAUUGAUUCUGACUGAAGUAGAUUUGUGCGGUGCGCUUAUUUCAGAUGGCACACAGACCACGCUUCUGCAUCCCUCUAAAUGGCUUCCGGAAGGCUAUCGGACAGAGGACGCGCAUCAGCUGUUCCAGAGUGUCAAGUCGCCAGAUAUGCAUGCAAAUUAUGCGGUGUAUUUGUGCGUGAAAGCGACCGAGCUGGUGUCCGACCGUACAAAGUUUGUGGAAUUAGGUGAAGACAAUGGGUGUACGCCAGAGAGGUUCCGCACACGAUGGCUCAGUCUCUGGAAUGACCUACAAUGCUGGUUUUCCGAGCGUCCCAGCGAGCUUCUUCCAGUGCAGACAGUCAACCGCAAGCCCUUCCCUCAUAUCCUGUUCGUCCACUGGGCUGCUAUCUCGUCAAACCAACUGUACCACACAGCAUGCAUACUAUUGCUGAAGAUGAUGCCCAAGGAAAUCCGGCUUCCCAGAUCGCCAACUUUGUUUCCUCUAUGGCAUGCUCGCCGAAUAUGUGGCAUUUCCCUGGCAAACCCACACCAAGGGUGCUUGAACAACUCUAUCCAACCACUGUGGAUUGCCGGACAACUAUUCAGUCACGCCUCGGAGCAUGAAGAGAUUAUCAGGCUGAUUCAAAGCAUCGAGGCCGAAACUGGCUGGGGAACAUGUUGGCGGAUUCGGGAUCUGGAGGUUGCCUGGGGUUGUUCCGGAAUGAGAGGAACAUGA
Messenger RNA from Aspergillus niger, 1374 nucleotides. RefSeq lists its product as uncharacterized. The transcript has 2 exons. The coding region runs from base 1 to 1374 and encodes 457 amino acids. Lineage: Eukaryota; Fungi; Ascomycota; Eurotiomycetes; Eurotiales; Aspergillaceae. Gene Ontology annotation, molecular function: transcription cis-regulatory region binding; DNA-binding transcription factor activity. Gene Ontology annotation, cellular component: nucleus. The record is from RefSeq and is a predicted model, not a curated record. Gene Ontology annotation, biological process: positive regulation of transcription by RNA polymerase II.